GGCCGCGGGGGGGGGGGACGACAGUACGAAAAGGCGGCGCGCGGGCCGCAGCGGCAGCUCCUCGGCGGCCCGCAACUAACAGCGAGCGCCCCGGUGCAACCCUGGCUUUCUUCCCGCCGGACACCCUCGCCCCCUUCACCGUCCGCAACCAGAAGCCCAGCGCAGCCCCCGGAGCCCCCUCUGCACCGUCUCCGCUCCCCGGACCGCGUCCCAGGCCGCCCCGAGAUGACCGCGACCGGAGCCCUCCUGCGCGUCCUCUUGCUCCUGCUGGCUUUCGGCCACAGCACCUAUGGGGCUGAGUGCGACCCACCCUGCGACCCCACAUAUGGAUUCUGCAUGGAUGACAAUGUUUGCAGGUGCCAGGCCGGCUGGGAGGGAGCCCUGUGUGACCAGUGCGUGAAGGCCCCCGGCUGCAUGAACGGAGUCUGCAAGGAGCCAUGGGAGUGCAUCUGCAAGGAUGGCUGGGGUGGGAAAUUCUGCGAAAUAGACAUUCGGGCUUGCACCUCAGCCCCCUGCGCCAACAAUGGAACCUGCGUGGACCUGGAGAAAGGCCAGUACGAAUGCUCCUGCCUCCCUGGUUUCUCUGGAAAGGACUGUCAGCAAAAGGCUGGGCCCUGCGUGAUCAAUGGUUCCCCCUGCCAGCACGGAGGCGCCUGCGUGGAUGAUGAGGGAGAGGCCUCCUAUGCUUCCUGCCUGUGCCCCCCUGGUUUCUCCGGCAACUUCUGUGAGAUCGUGACCAACAGCUGCAUCCCGAACCCCUGCGAGAAUGAUGGCGUCUGCACCGACAUCGGGGGCGACUUCCGUUGCCGCUGCCCAACUGGAUUCAUCGACAAGACCUGCAGCCGCCCGGUGAAUGCCUGUGUCAGCAGCCCAUGCCUGAAUGGGGGCACCUGCGUCCAGAGCGCCCAGGUGAGCUUCGAGUGUCUGUGCAAGCCCCCGUUCAUGGGUAACAGGUGCGCAAAGAAGCGGGGGGCCAGCCCUGUGCAGGUCACCCACCUGCCCAGUGGCUACGGGCUCACCUACCGCCUGACCCCUGGGGUGCACGAGCUGCCAGUUAAGCAGCCCGAGCAACACAUCCUGAAGGUGUCCAUGAAAGAGCUCAACAAGAGUACCCCUCUCCUCACCGAGGGACAGGCCAUCUGCUUCACCAUCCUGGGCGUGCUCACCAGCCUGGUGGUGCUGGGCACCGUGGCCAUCGUCUUCCUCAACAAGUGUGAGGCCUGGGUGUCCAACCUGCGCUACAACCACAUGCUCCGCAAGAAGAAGAACCUGCUGCUGCAGUACAACAGCGGUGAGGAGCUGGCGGUCAAUAUCAUCUUCCCGGAGAAGAUCGACAUGACCACCUUCAACAAGGAGGCUGGCGAGGAGGAGAUCUAAGCAGCAGCAUGCCCCCAGGCCCCUCUAUCCUAUCGGGGUUCCGCAGAGCUCACUCUAUGCGGUCUGUGCUUCUCUUGUGAUGCAGUUUGCGCUCUUUUUGUGUGGAGUCUAGUGAACGCUAUGCUUCCAUAUGCUUCCCUUGUGUCGCUGUGUGCCACGCUGCCAUGCUAUCUUAAGAACCCCGUUUCUCCCUAUUAAUGCAUGAUAACGAAUAAUAAUAAGAAUUUCAUCUCUAAA
Messenger RNA from Meriones unguiculatus (Mongolian gerbil), 1614 nucleotides. It is a transcript of the gene Dlk1, whose product is annotated as delta like non-canonical Notch ligand 1. Gene Ontology annotation, biological process: negative regulation of Notch signaling pathway. Gene Ontology annotation, cellular component: membrane. The transcript is spliced from 5 exons. The record is from RefSeq and is a predicted model, not a curated record. Gene Ontology annotation, molecular function: Notch binding; calcium ion binding. Bases 226 to 1377 code for a protein of 383 amino acids. Lineage: Eukaryota; Metazoa; Chordata; Mammalia; Rodentia; Muridae.